Vespula pensylvanica (western yellowjacket) is the source of this 622-nucleotide messenger RNA. RefSeq names its product dynein light chain roadblock-type 2 (gene robl). Gene Ontology annotation, cellular component: cytoplasm; centrosome; cytoplasmic dynein complex. The transcript has 3 exons. Gene Ontology annotation, molecular function: dynein intermediate chain binding. Bases 260 to 553 code for a protein of 97 amino acids. Lineage: Eukaryota; Metazoa; Arthropoda; Insecta; Hymenoptera; Vespidae. The record is from RefSeq and is a predicted model, not a curated record. Gene Ontology annotation, biological process: microtubule-based movement.
CAGAUUUGAAUAUGCCGCUACAUGAAACCAUGGUAAAUUUAGUUUCAAAUCUAAGUAUUGUCUGUUUAAUGUUCCAUGUGUUGGAUAAACCUAUUACGUAUGAUAAGGAAUUUUCGGGGUCAGAUUGGUUGUCGUCAGUUGCGAUCAAUUAUAUCGAUUACUAUACUGAAUUAUAUUCGUCUCCUAUUUGAAAGACAUGCUCGUUUCGUAAUUUUAUAAUCGUUGUGUUAUGCCAGAAAGAAUAUUCUAAAUUUACAACAUGGCACAAGAAGUCGAGGAAACCAUGAAACGUAUACAAUCUCACAAGGGCGUUGUUGGAACUAUUGUAGUAAAUGCGGAAGGAAUUCCUAUUAAAUCCACAUUGGAUAAUACAACGACAGUGCAGUACGCCGGCCUGAUCAGUCAGCUGUCAGACAAAGCACGCUCUGUAGUUCGUGAUUUGGAUCCAACGAAUGAUUUGACUUUCUUACGUAUUCGUAGCAAAAAACACGAAAUAAUGGUUGCUCCAGACAAAGAAUUCAUACUCAUUGUAGUUCAAAAUCCAGUCGAUUGAUAUUUGCAAAAAGGAAUAUUAUGCAUUGUAAACCUUCACAAAAUUUGAAUUUUAUGUUUGUGACUAUUA